Molecule: messenger RNA, 1872 nt
Organism: Poecilia latipinna (sailfin molly)
Lineage: Eukaryota; Metazoa; Chordata; Actinopteri; Cyprinodontiformes; Poeciliidae
Gene: sec13
Product: SEC13 homolog, nuclear pore and COPII coat complex component
Exons: 9
Coding region: 139-1101 (320 amino acids)
Biological process (GO): positive regulation of TOR signaling; protein import into nucleus; COPII-coated vesicle budding
Cellular component (GO): nuclear pore outer ring; COPII vesicle coat
Molecular function (GO): structural molecule activity; protein binding
Source: RefSeq, a predicted model, not a curated record
UCCUCCCGGUAGGAAGGAAGGUGGGACUCGGUGGAAGCGGUUUCUGUACUUGUUGCCACGUCGGACUGUUUGGUGAACCUGGAGAAUUAAUUUCACAUAUACUUGAGUAAAUAUUUUUAGGAGGACUAAAUAACAGUCAUGGUUUCUGUUAUUAACACAGUGGACACCUCGCAUGAGGACAUGAUUCACGAUGCCCAGAUGGAUUACUAUGGGACUCGGCUUGCCACCUGCUCCUCUGACCGCACCGUCAAGAUAUUUGAUGUCAGGAAUGGAGGACAGAUUCUGGUGGCAGAUCUCAGGGGACACGAAGGCCCCGUGUGGCAAGUAGCGUGGGCUCACCCGAUGUUUGGCAACAUUCUGGCUUCUUGUUCUUACGACCGAAAAGUCAUCAUCUGGAAGGAGGAGAAUGGAGCCUGGGACAAGAUGUACGAGUACACCGGACAUGAAUCUUCAGUGAACUCGGUUUGCUGGGGUCCGUAUGAAUUUGGUUUAAUUCUGGCCUGUGGAAGCUCAGACGGGGCGAUUUCUCUACUCACAUUUACUGGAGAUCAGCAGUGGGAUGUCAAGAAGAUUAGCAAUGCACACACUAUUGGCUGUAAUGCUGUGAGUUGGGCUCCUGCUGUAGUCCCAGGCAGUCUGAUCGAUCAACCAUCUGGACAGAAACCAAACUAUGUCAAACGUUUCGUCUCGGGAGGCUGUGACAACCUGGUUAAACUCUGGAAAGAGGAGGACGGUCAGUGGAAGGAGGACCAGAAGCUGGAGGCGCACAGUGAUUGGGUGAGAGACGUUGGCUGGGCUCCUUCCAUUGGUCUUCCCACCAGCACCAUUGCUAGCUGCUCCCAGGACGGCCGUGUGUUUAUCUGGACGUGUGACGACCCUGCUGGCAACACCUGGACGGUCAAACUGCUCCACAAGUUCAACGAUGUGGUUUGGCACGUCAGCUGGUCCAUCACCGGAAAUAUACUGGCAGUUUCUGGUGGAGACAACAAGGUGACGCUGUGGAAGGAGUCCGUGGACGGUCAAUGGGCGUGUAUUAGCGAUGUCAGCAAAGGCCAGGGCGCCGUUUCCACCAUUACAGACACUCAGCAGAAUGAGCAGUGACAACCUUACAGCAAAGAGUGCAGCUUUAAGAAAAUGAUUAACAAACAUGCUGGACAUUUGGAUUGACAACAAACUGUCAGUCCCAGAGUGACUGAGCGCAAUCGGAUCUGUUUUUGACUCCUGGAUGUCUCCUAAGACAUGAAAAAUGUUUCAACACGAGAAAGAUUGAAGAAUAAAUGGUUGUUCUUUUUUUGUUAAAACAUUCAACCAUGGUUUAGAAUUUGUUUUUGUAACAUUCACUCCAACCUCAGUAUUUUAGUUUCACCAACUCACACCACUUCCUCCUGAAAGCUGGUCCAAAUGAAACUUUAGUUGUAAAAAUAUUCUGCUCUUCCUCUCCAUGUGACUCUGUUUUUAAACAUUCCACCUUUAUCGCCAAUAAAUCAUCAACCCACAGGUGACAUCACCUUUCUGCAAAGCCUCUAUUAACAGUCACUGUUGACUUAUUCAUCCAAAUAAGCCCUGAGUUGAAAAGAAAUAUUCAUGCAUGUACAGUUCAUUUUGCAUUAGUUUCCUGAUAAUUCAGCUUCUUAUCUCAGGCUGUGAACAGAUCCCUCUGUUCUCAGACUGCCAAAUUUAGGCUUAAGCUGCUUUAAUCGGUUUCGGAUACAAGUUAACAACUGAAUGUUGCUCUUUGUCACCAUUGAAUGCAACAUAAUUCUAAACAGUUUGGAUGUUUUACUUUUAUGAUUUCAGAUAAUGCGAUUGUUUUUCACAUUUGAUGUAAUUAAAUAACUGUUAACAUUAAAAAUCUUUUGUAUUUGCGUUCAU